AUGACAAUAAUCUAUCUCCGGUUCUCGAAGAACCCUGCUCCUGUUGAAGAUAUUGCCCUCGUCACCAAGACUCUUCUAAACAUCAACCCAGGCCUAGACGAGACCGAGCGCACCGAGGAUACCAUCACCUUCUCUUCUACAGACCACGACGUCGACAUCUUUGGCGAAAUCUUCGAAGAAUGGCUGCAUUCAGAACCCCCAGUCAUCACAACGUUUCGAAUGCUGGCCGAUUCUUAA
Molecule: messenger RNA, 237 nt
Organism: Penicillium roqueforti
Lineage: Eukaryota; Fungi; Ascomycota; Eurotiomycetes; Eurotiales; Aspergillaceae
Exons: 1
Coding region: 1-237 (78 amino acids)
Source: RefSeq, a predicted model, not a curated record